UAUGCUGAAGUGAGUUGGAUCGUUUUCCUGUCUGGGUACCUAAGUGGAAAAUAAACAAAUCUCGAAGGUUUAUCCUUGCUCACUUCCAACACAGUGGCAAAACUAAUUUUUGAGCCAAAGCAAAGGAGAGCGAAAUAAACUAAAAAUGAAACCAUCAAAUAACUUAUGGAUUCGGCGCCAACAAUGUCCAUGUGGAGAUUGGAAGUGUUUUAUUAAGUAUGAUGGAGAUGAUCAGAUAUCAGUAAGAUCUUCGGCCACAAAGACUGAUACAAUGCCUUCAUCAUCAUCAGAAGCUGUCUUCACUCCUUAUGUAGGUCAAAUAUUCAAAAGCGAUGAUGAUGCAUUUGAAUACUAUAGCAAUUUUGCCCGGAAGAAUGGAUUUUCAAUUAGAAAAGCUCGCUCAACAGAAAGCCAACAUUUAGGAAUAUACAGAAGAGAUUUUGUUUGUUACAGAUCUGGGUUCAAUCAACCAAGAAAAAAGGCCAAUGUGGAGCAUCACAGAGAGCGAAAAUCUGUACGAUGUGGAUGUGAUGCAAAAUUAUACUUGACUAAGGAAAUUGUUGAUGGCAUUGCUCAAUGGUAUGUGUCGCAAUUUAGUAAUGUUCAUAACCAUGAAUUGUUGGAAGAUGACCAAGUACGACUUCUACCAGCAUAUCGUAAGAUACAAGAGGCUGAUCAGGAACGCAUUCUUCUACUGUCCAAAGCUGGAUUUCCCGUAAACCGUAUUGUGAAGGUGUUAGAGCUUGAAAAGGGAGUUCUGCCUGGACAGCUGCCUUUCAUAGAAAAGGAUGUUAGGAAUUUUGUUCGGACUUGCAAGAAAGCAGUUCAAGAAAAUGAUGCUUUACUUACUGAAAAAAGAGAGAAUGAUAUGCAUGAACUUGUGGAGACCUGUAAGGCAAUGAUAGACAAGGAUCCCAAUUUUGUUUUUGAUUAUCUUGCUGAUGAAAAUGGUAAAAUUGAAAACAUAGCUUGGUCGUAUGGUGAAUCUAUUCGGGCAUAUUCUGUUUUUGGUGACGUUGUUACUUUGGACACCACAUACCGUUCUGUUACUUAUGGAUUACUUCUUGGUGUGUGGUUUGGCAUCGACAAUAAUGGAAAUGCAGUCAUAUUUGGGUGUGUGUUGUUGCAAGAUGAAAGUUCUUAUUCAUUUGCAUGGGCUUUACAGACAUUUGUAGGAUUUAUGAGAGGGAGACAUCCACAGACAAUUUUAACGGACAUAGAUCCAACUCUGGGAGAUGCCAUUUCCAAGGAGUUGUCUGAAACUAAACAUGUUAUAUGCACUUGGCAUAUUCUAUCAAAAAUAUCAAAUUGGUUCUCUGUACCCCUGGGACUACAGUAUGCAGAUUUGAGGUUAGAGUUUAAUAUAUUAUGUCACCUGGAGGGCAUAGAAAAUUUUGAGCAGCAGUGGGAUCUUUUUGUAGCUCGAUUUGGACUUGUUUCUGACAAGCAUAUAGCUUUGCUAUUCUCACUUCGAGCAUCCUGGCCACUUUGUUACGUAAAGAGUUACUUUAUUGCUCGUUCAUUAACAGCUGAGUUUUCUCAAUCUUUGGACUUAAUCUUAAAAAGAAUUUUGGAUUCCCAAGCAUGUCUGCAAGGAUUCUUUGAACAGGUAGGUAAUGUCGCCACCUCAUCAAUGUUGGCAAGAGAAGGGAUUCACUACAUGUGUAUAAAGACAUGCAUGCCUAUUGAAGAACAUGCAAGGAGCAUUCUUACACCUUAUGCUUUCAAUGUGUUCCAAAAUGAAGCUGUGCUUUCAAUGCAGUAUGCAAUGACAGAACUGACCAGUGGAUCCUACCUUGUUCAGCACUACAAGAAAAUGGAUGAAGAGCGCCUUGUAAUUUGGGUGCCAGCUGACGAACAAAUUCAAUGUUCCUGUAAGGAAUUUGAACAUUCGGGAAUAUUGUGCCGGCAUUCGAUUCGUGUACUUACAAUGAAGAACUACUUCCAACUACCCAUGAAAUAUUUUCUCCCUCGGUGGCGACGAGAAAGUUCGAUGGCUCCUUUUGAUGACCAAAAUUCUCAGAGCAGUGAUGGGUGUGCUCAGGCUUUUCAUUCUUUGGCAGCCACCCUGCUGACAGAAACAUUAAUCUCCAAGGAACGGUUUAAUUAUGUUCAUAGAGAACUCACUGGGAUUCUCGAGCGUGUUAAGAAUAUGGAAGCUGUGGAUGAAUUUGCUAUCAAUGCGGCAGCUAAUAAUGUCAGUGAAUCCUAGAUUUUUGUUUAAGCAUGGUUUUAUUUAUUUAUGUGGGAGGAACUUGGAUCCUAUUCCUUCAAAAUUUAGAGUAUAGAAGAUACAAAUAAGGAGAUAUCUGAAGCAUAACAUGUAACUAGUGAUGUUAAUAUGCUUGCUUUCUUGUAUAUAAUCAAUAAGAAAAUUCUUUUCUUUCUCA
Prosopis cineraria is the source of this 2390-nucleotide messenger RNA. RefSeq names its product putative protein FAR1-RELATED SEQUENCE 10. The transcript is spliced from 5 exons. The record is from RefSeq and is a predicted model, not a curated record. The coding region runs from base 146 to 2212 and encodes 688 amino acids. Gene Ontology annotation, biological process: regulation of DNA-templated transcription. Gene Ontology annotation, molecular function: zinc ion binding. NCBI's taxonomy places the organism in Eukaryota, Viridiplantae, Streptophyta, Magnoliopsida, Fabales, Fabaceae.